GGGAAGCAGUUUAUCUCAAACAUAUCUCAAGCUGUCGCAGUUUGCUCCAUUGUGUGUCACGAUUGUUUUGUAGAAAGCUGGUUUGUUUUUAAAGUCGUUGAAAACUCGUUACUUUUUACAUUCAAUAAUUAGGCACAUCUUGACCGAUUGGCUGCUGAACACCUAACUGCAGUAUCUUGCAUCGAUAGCCGCUGCCGUAUGGUCGUCCAGUAUUGAAUUACGUAUUAAGCUGAUUGCAAGUUGCAGGCAGCGAUUUCUCGUUCUAUGAUUCGGAACACGGAAGCACGGGUGAAUUUUCUAUCAUUAUGGCUUUCCGAGGAUUGUGUGGCUCCCGGGGCGAUCAGGAGUAUUUCGGCAAGGGCGAUGCAGUGAACAUUGAAAAAGCGUUUGACGACGAGGAUUUGGUGGAGAAAAACAAUGCAGGAAGCGAAUUUGCGUAUACUCCGGUUCCGGGGGGACCGUUUUCGGCCAUACUACCAUCGUUGUGGCCACAGCAGAUUCUUAAAGAAAUGAGCGAAAGUGGCGAGUCGGCGGAUGGAACGGCGUACAAUGCGUUCGGAUUCGUUAAAGAUCCAUCUAACAUGCAUCCCCUUACGUUCAAUGAGAAUUCUCAGCACAAGUUUCAGUGGCUGGCACAUUUGGAGUUUUCUGCGAAUCAUCAAAAGGGACGCGUCGACAUAACAUGGGACAAGCUACAAUAUAAAAUCGCCCACACGGAAAAACUGCGUAGUAUGAUCCUGGAUGGAAUUCCGCACUCACUUCGCCCACAAAUGUGGAUGCGGUUGUCUGGUGCGGUGGAGAAGAAGUUCGCUUCCGAAGUGGGAUACAGCGAGAUUGUGCGCAGUAGCAUAAAGAUCCAUAAACCGGAUGAAAAGCUAAUAGAAAAGGAUAUCCUCCGUAUCUUCCCGACACACCCCUGCUUCUUAUCUAAAACUUCCGUUGGUGUAAAUCGACUACGACGUGUUUUACGCAGUUUAGUAUGGAUGUAUCCGAAUAUUGGUUAUUGUUCGGGAUACGGAUCUAUUGUUGCGCCACUUUUAUUGCUGAUGGAGGAGAACGACGCUUUCUGGCUAAUGUGUACAAUCAUUGAACGGCUGCUUCCUGCUUCAUAUUUCGCACAUGGCAUGCUGGGAGCGCAGGCUGACCAGAAGGUGUUGAUGGAACUGAUUGAAGAGUAUCUACCGCUGAUCAAACAAAAAUUCCAGCGAGAAGAAAUUGAUAUCACUUUGAUAACUAUUUCCUGGUUUAUGUCCCUGUUUUCCAACGUUUUCGCCAUCCAUGACCUACUGCCUUUGUGGGACUGGUUUUUUUACGAUGGUUCGAUCGCCCUUUUUCAAACGACACUUGGCAUGCUAAAGCUAAAGCAUGACCACAUACUUCAACUUGGAGCUGCUUUGCUCUUCAAUUUCCUUUCGAACCUUCCUAAUGAAGUAGGAGGUAUCUCGGAAGCCAUGAAAACCGGUGCGGCUUUGACACCAAAUCUGACACCAGAAAUUAUCCAUGAAAAGCGACAAAAUCAUCUAGCCGUGAUGAUGGCGUCCUCUGGAAGUUUAUUCGCUCCUAAUUUUCCUUUUAAUAUGCCGAACCAGGAGGUGUCGCAAGGCGGAAACGCCGGCAUCUUUCGGGGUCUGCUAGCCGAUACAUCCGCCGCCAGUAAGCAGAAAAACAUUCGACAGACGGAACUGCUCGUUAAUUUACGAGAAGCUAUCCUAAUGAUCUGCAAACAUUUUCAAAAUCAUGACCCUCUCAUGGAAAACGUGAACAUCACGGCUGAUUAUUCACCGGAGAGUCACCUUAGAGAUCGGGAAAUUUUUGGGCGGGCAUCGCGCAGCCACUGUCGGCGUGCUAAAGCACUGAUGGAUUUUGAGCGAACAGCGGAUGAUGAACUGGGCUUCCGGAAGAACGAUGUUAUUAUGAUUAUUUCGCAGAGCGAUGAGCACUGUUGGACUGGUGAGCUGAAUGGAUUGCGUGGGUGGUUUCCUGCGCGAUUUGUGGAGUUAUUAGAUGAAAGAGGCAAAGAGUAUUCGCCGGCUGGUGAUGAUGCCGUUUCAGAGGCUAUUGGGGAUUUAGUGCGAGAAAAACUGUGCCAGAGCAUGCUGGCGAUAUUCGAGCAUGGAAUUCAACAGGCAGUCCUCUUAGGUACCAACAUGCAUCCAUGGUCGUUUAUUGAAGAGGUGGCCGAUAAGGUUAUGCGCAAUCAUAUGGACAGCAUAUAUGCCCGCAUAAAUUUAUGCAAAGCGUACAAGCUCGAUGAGGACGCGCGCCUGCUCAAUCCGGAAGAGCUCUUGUACAAAGCCGUGAGGAAUAUUAAUGACACACAUAAUAGUGUCCAUGCUUCAAUGGAUACCAAGUUUCGAUCUUUUAUCUGUAGCGGAUUGAAUGAUCAAGUACUGCACUUGUGGCUACAUUUACUGUGCGCAUGUUAUGGUAAAGGCGAUAUUGAAAAGGGUACCGGUGGUAUUGAAAAGGAUAUAAUGGCUGUAUUGGAAAAAUGGUAUCAUACGUGGUCAAUGAUGAGAAGUCCAGCGUGGCUGCAGAUAAAAUGUGAACUAAGAAUCUUAUCGCGUCUAUGUUUCACGCUGUCCCUGGAUGCGGAAAUCAGUCCAAAGCGACCAAAGGGCUUUCCGCUGCGCAGCAGUGUACGGGAUCUCUUAGUGCGAUAUCAUUUAUUCAGCUGGGAGCUGCAAUGAAACGAGAUGAGAAUAUUUUAUAGCGGGCCCAUUCUGCCUCUUGAGGUUAACCGUCAUAUCAUGAUCCCGGUGGCAGAUUUCUUGACGUUCAGCUCCGAUAUCAUCAUUCCGCCGGGUUUGACGUUUGUGUUUUUUAUUACCCCAGCACAUUAUCCUGUCGUGUAUCCCGAGAGUGGAACGGAAAUGGAUAGAGUUCUAUUUUCUCUCUUUUUAUCCACGGUUGACGAAAUAAAUCUGCAGUGAAAUGAUUGAUCGCCGACUGUGCGCGUAACGGUUAUCUGUUGGCCGGAAAUUGCGGUGGCGUCGUGACAUGUCCAGCGGAGUGUAAGGGCUGUUUGUACGUUUUUCUAUUUUGUUUUCUCCGUAUAGAUGUGUUGGAUCAACACAAUCUGACUGAGGCCGCAUGUUUGGUGGGGGGUAUGAAUUAAAAAACACUUAUGGAAA
Messenger RNA from Paramacrobiotus metropolitanus, 3134 nucleotides. RefSeq names its product small G protein signaling modulator 3-like. Gene Ontology annotation, molecular function: protein binding. The transcript has 19 exons. The record is from RefSeq and is a predicted model, not a curated record. Lineage: Eukaryota; Metazoa; Tardigrada; Eutardigrada; Parachela; Macrobiotidae. Bases 306 to 2690 code for a protein of 794 amino acids.